Messenger RNA from Falco peregrinus (peregrine falcon), 2788 nucleotides. It is a transcript of the gene CHTOP, whose product is annotated as chromatin target of PRMT1. The transcript has 4 exons. Lineage: Eukaryota; Metazoa; Chordata; Aves; Falconiformes; Falconidae. The record is from RefSeq and is a predicted model, not a curated record. Bases 200 to 475 code for a protein of 91 amino acids.
UGUGGCUGCCGCCAUUUUGGCCGGCUCGGCGCGGGCGGUGGGAGGAGGAAGGUUGUCUGUGGUCGCUGCCGCCAUUUUGUCGCGGCCGUUUGAGUGCGGCGGGAGCGGGCGGAGGGCGCCGCAGCCAGCCCCGCGCUACCCGCCAGCCAGCCCCACCGGAGACCUGGCGACUGUCUGCUUCGGUUCUCUUGAUCUGAAGAUGGCUGCACAGUCAGCACCGAAGGUUGUGCUAAAGAGCACCACCAAGAUGUCUCUGAACGAGCGCUUUACUAACAUGCUGAAGAACAAACAGCCGAUGCCAGUGAAUAUUCGGGCUACCAUGCAGCAGCAGCAGCAGCUAGCCAGUGCCAGAAACAGAAGACUGGCCCAGCAGAUGGAGAAUAGACCUUCUGUCCAGGCUGCUUUGAAGCUUAAACAGAGAAAUGUUCUCAUUCUGGGUUUCUGGAUCUGCCGAGUGCUUCAUCUCUCAAUCUAGCUGCAGUUACAAUUGCUGCAGGUUGUUUCCACUACUCACUAUUCAGUUGAGGCUGGUUGCUCCCAUCCCCAACUCCACCCUCUCUUGGUGCACUCCACUGAUAGCAGCUGGCGGCAAGGAACAGAUGAACAAACUUAAUUUCUUGAUUGCUUAUGAAUGCAAGAAUGCAGGCCUGGUUUUAAGACGUAGUGUUGGAUUCUCCGUAUAUAAGGAGCCUUUAUCAUUCUGCGUUUCGGUGAUAAAUACUGCAUUUUAAGGUGUGUUCCUCAAACUGCUUUGUGGCAUAGAGCAGAAGACCUAAGCAGACAUGCUGAAUUUUGAUCUCUGCUGCAGUCAGCGUGCUUCUCCGCCUCCGGUCUUACCGAAGGGGUGGCAGACAAAAUCUGGCUCCGACAGAAACCUCAGUGAUCCACAGAAGAGCACUGUUUGUUUAGGGCCUGCUCGUUGUCAGACUGUAGGGGGUUUUGUGCGUUUUAAAUGCUAUUUUUAAAUGGGAAGGCUUCAGUGAGAUUAGCUUAAAAUGCGUGUGUAGGGCAUAAAUUGAAACCUGUGGGGUAGUGCCUCGCAGCUGUGCAGUGAGUUCAAAUAGUGGCGCGGUGUGACUUGACUACAGAAUUAGUUAAAUACAAUUCUGUACAUUAUAUCGCAUGUGGAGAGAAAGCCUUGGAAAUUUCUUAGCUGAGCUGCUGCUCCAGAUAGCUGGAAUACUUAAGACCUGCCACACAUGCUCAUAUCCAGGGCUCGCUCUGAUAAAGAGGAAUGCAGCUGCUGUUUUAAGAUCUCUCGAGACUUCUGUUGUAAAACCAGACCGUGGUGCCAGUUAGCCUAGCAGAGCUCGUAAACAAAAGGUUUGGAAAUGGUAGUCUGAAUUAUUUUCUGCUUAAAAUAAAAACAGCUUGAAAAGUUCAGAUUUUCACAACUGGAAAGUGGAACAGAACUGAAAGCCCAAAGUUUCUGCUUGCUGAAUUGAGGUGCCGCAGAGGAACAGGGAAGAGCUAGCCUUUGGCUUAGCUCUUAAACCCAUUUGAUUUUUAUGUUGGGCGUAGGUGUACUUUCACGGUCUUCUGGAACUAAAAGGGAAGGCCGUGGAAGGGUGCUGCAGGGAAAUUUGGAAACCUUGUUUACGUUGCGUUGCUCUUCCCAGAUGGCGGGUUGCUCUGGCAGUUGAGGUAGUGUUUGGAUUUUCUGAAGUGCUAUACUGGUAUCGCCAGGAGCUUUUCUGAUCCUUCUGGAUGUGCUGGGGAGCGUUGAUCCCAGUGAUCGGUCGCCUGUGCUUCAGAAAGGACUUCUCUGAACUCCUGCGGAGCACUGCUUGUCCUAGAGUCCUGGGUUUGUGUUUUGCAUCCUCUGCAUCUGAAUGCACAAGUGUUUAUAGGUAAACCUGCUGUGUUUGGGUUUUUUUUUUUUUCUUAAAAUGUAAAAACCUUUACACUUGACUGUGUCUCUAGACACACAUUUACUGAGUAGCUGGAGCAGACCACGGUGCUACCGCUCCAAGCUAGAGCAGAAGGGCGAGCACUCUUGGGGUGUUUCAGUGCCAAGUCCAGCAGCUUAUCUUAAACUCUGAUGGUAAGUGACAUAAAUGAGUAAUUGGACGUGGAACGUACUCAUGCUUUCUCAUCCCUUUCUGCCAGCAAGGCUGGGCAAAAGGAGAGAGGCUGACAUUUUAUAGGCUGCUACAGCUGUUGGAAAAGCGAAUGACUAUCUAAACUCGGAGGCAGUAGAACUUAAACUCUCAGUACAGCUGCGGAAGAGACUGAUUUUGGAGGAACCAGUUCAGCUGUCCACGGCCUUAGGUCAAGUAGACAACCAAUAACUUCAAGCAACUCUUGGAAUCUGUAGUAAGAUACAGCUUUUAUGGCUGUUCUUGUCACCUUACCUUCGUAGGGCCAAGAGCUCUUGUCCUCGAGACGUGCGUGGAGCUUCCCACUGUUGCUCGCUGUGGGGUUCAGCAGUGCCUACGGGGACUGUAGCCUCCCCUGUGGAGACCAGAUUGGUGUUAACAGUGGUGGGAUGUAAACUGGUGGUUCAGCUGCUGCUUUGUGAGCAGCUGAGCCGUCUCUCUGGCAGUUCGUUAUAGGCAUUCGAGGACACGAGCUGCCGCGGCUGGCCCAAGGGAAGCCAGCUGUGUCUGGAAUCUGGCGGCUGGACAUAAAUGACGUGGGGUGGGGAAAAAAACACCAAAAAAGCCAAAACCAAGCAAAAAAUACAACCAACCCUAAAACGACUUCAAAAGCCAGAUAUACAAAGAUGACUGUUCUGCUGGCGUUCUGGCAAUUUCUUCAGUAUAGUUUUCAUGGUAUAGGUGGAAAA